Molecule: messenger RNA, 648 nt
Organism: Ixodes scapularis (black-legged tick)
Lineage: Eukaryota; Metazoa; Arthropoda; Arachnida; Ixodida; Ixodidae
Product: phospholipase A2-like
Exons: 4
Coding region: 1-648 (215 amino acids)
Biological process (GO): arachidonate secretion; phospholipid metabolic process
Source: RefSeq, a predicted model, not a curated record
AUGUUCUGCAGAGAUCUCAUCGACACCGUACUGAACGUCACGCCGAAGGAAAUAGUGACGAACGUAAAGCAAGAUGAAAUGCAGUACUUCUUGGAGUUGUGCGACAAUAGCACGGAAAACGGCACGCAGGAUCCACUAAAAUCAAUUUUCGACUUUAUCCUCAAAACCUUGCAGAGCCUCCUCAUAUACCCAGGAACAAAAUGGUGCGGAGCCGGAAAUAUUGCCAAGAACUACGACGACCUCGGGAGCCAGAGAGGAACGGACAUGUGCUGCCGUACUCACGACCACUCUUCCGAUAAUAUAGCACCCUUUCAGUCGGAGCACGGCGUCACCAAUUUCCAGAUUUUCACAAUGACGAACUGCCGGGACGACUGCGAGCUCUACAACUGCUUGUUGAACGUAAGCAACGCGACAUCUGACGCCGUCGGAGAGAUCUACUUCAACAUCCUAGAAUCCAACUGUUUUGCCUAUGGUUAUCCACAAAAAUGCGUUCAGUACAACGUGAUCUACAUCCCUUUGCUCACCAGUCUUUGCAAGGAGUACGCGCCGGACACUUCCGGGACGCAGGAAUGGCGGACUUACUCUCCAGUCAGUUACUCGGGCGAUGACCAGCCAAGAAAUUGCUCUCAGUAUAACGAAACUGGGUAG